This is a messenger RNA of Eutrema salsugineum, 2666 nucleotides long. RefSeq names its product cyclin-dependent kinase F-4. Gene Ontology annotation, cellular component: cytoplasm; nucleus. Bases 1017 to 2405 code for a protein of 462 amino acids. Gene Ontology annotation, molecular function: protein serine/threonine kinase activity; ATP binding. Lineage: Eukaryota; Viridiplantae; Streptophyta; Magnoliopsida; Brassicales; Brassicaceae. Gene Ontology annotation, biological process: protein phosphorylation; intracellular signal transduction. The transcript has 17 exons. The record is from RefSeq and is a predicted model, not a curated record.
AGGUUUUUUUUUUUUGGAGGUCAUCACGAGAGAACCGCACACAGAAAGGGAAGGGAGAGAGGUAUUUGGUAGAGAGAGGAGAGAGAGAGAGAGAGAGAGAGAGAGUUGUGGAGGACCGAUUAUAUUUGUUGGACUGAAUCGAAGAAUUGAAGUUAAAGACGUAGAAGCUCUGGAUUCCGUCUCUUCCCGUCGUCGGCGACGGUGGUUAUGCCUGUUGGCUCUGAGGUGUUUGGCGUUUCAUGAACAAUGAUAACUUUUACUGGUAUUGAGGAGAGUUUAAUGUUCUAUCAGGCGUCCUUUUAAGUGGGUUUUUAUCUUCUGAGUUAUGGAGCAUGUUUUCGUCUGGCCAAGCUGCUACCAUUAUCGGCUUUUCUCAUUCCAAGAAGCGCUCGAUUGGCGGUUUCUUGUACGUUCAGAUAUCCUUGUGGGCUCUUUUGUUAACUGCACUUAGUGGUCAAACCCUCUUCUAUGAUCUUUAGGGAAGGCGUGAGGCAAAUUUCUGAGACAGGGCUGAAGUCUGCAAAUUCUUCAUUCGCAUUGUCCUAGAGAAACCUCUCUAUCUACCCCCUGUGGACAAAGAUUUCUAAGCCCCUUUUCGAUAUCUUGUUCUUAUGGGCGCUGGUUGAAGAAGGAUAUAUCCGUUUCUUUUCAAGUUUACAUACAUCGUAGAUGUGAUACCUUUUAUUUGAGUCUUGAGUCUGAACCCCUGAGUGAAAUGUUGUGAGCUUAGGGUCCUUCCUGUUAGCCAACACAUUCUUUCUUGUUGGUUCCUUUGCGUCUUUGAGUUCGCAGUAUGUGUUUUCUUCUUCUUUUGCUGUCUUUUUUCUGCCUUAAUGGUCAAGCCAUUGAUGUUCAAAGUAAAUAACGGUCAAUCUACCCAGCUGGAGAAUCAUUGAUUUAUUGCCUUGGUGUCCAGUCCUUGCUACGAACAAGUGGAGGAUUAAUGCUAUAUAAACCUUUCGGAAGUUCCUUACAUACAUAAAAUAAAGAAGAUACUUUACUUUACUGGAAAGACAAUGGACAGGUACAAGUUAAUUAAAGAGGUUGGUGAUGGAACUUUUGGUAGUGUUUGGCGAGCUAUUAAUAAGCAGACUGGUGAAGUCGUUGCAAUUAAGAAAAUGAAAAAGAAGUACUACUCGUGGGAUGAAUGUAUUAAUCUGAGAGAAGUGAAGUCGCUCAGGAGAAUGAAUCAUCCCAACAUCGUGAAGCUGAAGGAAGUCAUCCGGGAGAAUGAUAUCCUAUACUUUGUCUUUGAGUACAUGGAGUGCAACCUCUACCAGCUUAUGAAGGAUCGACAAAAGCUUUUUUCUGAAGCUGAUAUCAGAAAUUGGUGUUUUCAAGUCUUCCAAGGCCUUUCUUACAUGCAUCAGCGUGGUUACUUCCACCGUGAUCUUAAGCCAGAAAAUCUAUUAGUCUCUAAGGACAUUAUUAAGAUUGCUGAUUUUGGUCUUGCACGGGAGGUUAAUUCAAGUCCACCUUUUACUGAGUAUGUUUCUACACGCUGGUACAGGGCACCUGAAGUGCUCCUACAGUCAUAUGUGUACACAUCAAAAGUUGAUAUGUGGGCGAUGGGUGCUAUUAUGGCUGAGCUGUUGUCUCUUCGCCCUCUUUUUCCCGGGUCUAGCGAAGCAGAUGAAAUCUACAAAAUAUGCAGUGUCAUAGGUAGCCCAACUGAGGAGAUCUGGUUGGAGGGACUUAAACUUGCUAACACCAUAAACUAUCAAUUCCCUGAGCUUCCUGGUGUUCCUCUUUCAAGCUUGAUGCCAUCUGCUAGUGAAGAUGCGACUAAUCUUAUUACGCGGCUUUGCUCGUGGGAUCCAUGCAACAGGCCGACUGCUGCAGAGGCUCUGCAGCACCCGUUCUUCCAGAGUUGCUUUUAUGUCCCACCGUCUCUCCGCCCCAAGCCAUCAGUUGCAAGAACUCCCCCUCCUGUCGGACCAAGGGGAUCAUUCGAGCACCAAUCAGUUAAACGGCACACGGUGUCUCUUGCCAAUGCUAAGCCAUUCAACAGCCAUGUUACUCCAAAGUCUAAUGCUGCUUUUGGCAGUGGCGUCCAGCGGAAACUCGAUCUGGCUAAUCAAGAUGGGACGAGAAACACUAAACCUGUGAGAAGUUCAGUCAGAGACUCGAAAUACAGACCACCCGGAAGAAAGAGUCCUCAUAACGGAGCAGGGUCGUCAUUCAACAAGAGCCGGGUUGCUCGCGGUGUAUCUGAAACUGCUGAUAAACUCUCGAAUGUGAGCAUCGGAGGAGGCGUGUCUCGAAGGCACUCUGUGUCUGUGAUGCAGCAACAGCAGCUGAAGCCACCGCCGAUGAAGGCAGGUUGUGUAGGAGAAACACGUGACAUGUUCCUUAGACCAACACAACCCACCACCAAUGCCUACUCUAGGAAAGUCGCCGGCUGACCCAAAAGACCUCUCACUGAGCCUCUUCCGAGUAAUAGUUUACUUAUAUGAAUAGCUUAUAAAGUAUACUUUGGUUGGUCCCUGAGUGGUCAGUCUAAAAACAAAAAAUACUUAAAUUGUCUCCUUUUUCGUUACGACGGUCUUGUGUCGUCUAUAGUUCGGGUUUGGUUUUAUUUUCUUACUUUCAGUCGUGUGAUGGCUUGUUUAUGUGUGACGAUUAACAUUUGUGGUUUGGCAAUAAAAGUUUCGACUUUGGGGCUA